CUCUCCUUGGUCUCAUUAUCUUUGAGCUGAACGGAAGUGACCACACCAACAUUUCCCCCAUCACUCAAUAAAUGACUUAUUGCCAGAUAGUGGCGCCCUCUUUUUAAUCAGUCCCCUCUUGUUUUUAGCGUGAUUUGCUCAACUAUGCAUAGCGAACUUCAGCGAAAGUCUGUCACACUGGAUCUAAUGAAAGCGGGCGACGACUACUCCGACUCAGAUGACCCUUUGGAAAGCGACGAUAGAGAUGAAAACGAUCUACUACCAAGCACUUACGAUUAUCAGCAGCGAAUACUGUUAUAUCCCAAUUUUGAUUCCGUCAGCGGUCGUUUGUUACAGCGCCCGAAGACUCGCAGAAGAAGAUGGACCCAAAGAGAUAUGACAAAUGCGUACAACGCCGUGAAAUACCAAGGCAUGUCCCUACGUGGUGCAGCAACUGCUUUCAAUGUGCCGGAGUCUACUUUGCGCGAUCGAGUUCACGGGCGGGUCAGUUUGGAGUGCUCACGCCCUGGACCGCCGACUUUCUUCACUUAUGAGGAGGAGAAGAAGAUGGUCGAUCAUAUUCUGUUCAUGAGCAAGAUUGGCUAUCCCUACACUAGAAACCAGGUGGUUGAGCUUGCUGGGGAUAUGACCAAAGCCGUUGGUCGCAUAGCUCCCUUCAAAUACAUCAAUCCGAGUCAGGCGUGGUUUUACGCUUUUCUUAACCGAUGGCCAGAUCUAAAGAAUUUCCUAUUUGGCCCUCGAAGCAAUCGAAAAUCAAAGGGUGUCUCCGGUGAUUCCAUACAGUCUUACUUCGAACAACUGGAAAAGGUUCUCACGAAGUACGCCAUUAAGGAUAGACCGGAACAUUUUUGGAUCGUGGAUGAAGUCAGUAUCAGCUGUGAGAAUCAGCCUCCCCGAAUUCUUCCAAUAAGUAUACAGCGUGCUCAGUCUGUCAGUUAUUGGAAUCCUACCGUCGCUAUGCUUGGAGCAGCCAAUGGAGUGGGCCAAAAAAUUCCCCCUUUUCUCAUCUACCGGGGAGAUUGCAUCACACCGUCAAUGAUGGAGGGGUCCGUACGCGGUACAAAAUUCUCCUACUCAGCAUCUGGUUGGGUCAAUUCAGAUGCAUUUAUCCAAUGGUUUUUGAAGCACUUCCGUCUCUUGGUCUCACUUCGACCACUGAUCCUCUUCUACGAUGGUCAUCUGCAGUUUGUAAGCGUCCGAGUUCUUGAACGUGCACGAGAGGACGACGUCUUCCUGUUCCCACUCCCGCCUCAUCCGGCUUACAACCAUUGUGUGGAAAACACAUGCUUUUGGGCCUUUCAGAUCUACUUCAAGAAACGGUUAGAUCGGUUUUUUGAACAAAAUCCAAAUCAACCACUAAUACGAACAAACGCCGCACCCGUACUCACGCAUGCGUAUGAGAAAGCGCUUCAGCCCACGAAUAUCGUCCAGCUGUUCGAACGUUUGGGCAUAUGUCCUUUCAACAACCUUUCCAGUUCCAUCGGAGCCUACCUAAACAUGCCAGAGGAUUAUGACCAAAUGGGCUUACCUAGUGAGAACCUGGACCCACAAAUGUUAUACGAUGGAUUCAACCAGUUAAUUCCUUGGGCAAAACCUCCAAUGAACUAUGUGCACCACUCCGCCCUCCCAUUCCGGCCCCCUAUGAUGAACAACGGAGAAACGGGGGAGCAUUCGAUGAGCCUCCACUCCGGACAAACCGUAUCCCCAUUGAUGACUUGUGUUAUACCAGAACAAUUUCAUGGCCUGACGAAUCAAGGCCCGGUUGCUUCCAUGGUCCCUCUUGGACCAUCUGAUGGGAAGCUGCAGCGGACAGUUGUAACAGCGGUCUCAUCGUCUGGGAGAUCUGUCACCUUUCGAUUGCAUGGCCCCGCUGCUGCUACAGUGCAUCCACUUGUGUGCAACAACAACAAUAAUGGAACCACUACUAUCUUUCCAUCUACUUCGACUGCAGUCGCAGCAGUGAAUAGACCAAUUAGCGCGGCAAAUGCAGUCACGGACACUAUCACGCACUCGGAUGUGGAUAUCGCUCACGAGGAGGAGGUUGGAUUUGACGGGCCACACACAUUUGGCACCCUUGGCAGUCGCUCCCAAGAUGUUGAGCCGCUUGAGUCUUCUGUUCCAGAUACGGGAGCUCUCGGAACCACGGCAUUCAUGGAAGAGAUGGAGGAUGGAGAGGCGCCAGAUUAUUGUGUCGUUUGCGGACAGUUGGAGCCUCCCGAAUCGAUUUGUCAACCCAACUCUGAUCCCGAGGGCGCGGAUGAUCUCCAGGUUGUCGACUGGGUCCAUUGCGAUUACUGCAAUCGCUGGGUGCAUUGGAAUGGUUCCUGCAGUGAAGGAGCUAUCAUCGCAAACAAUUCUUUCAUGUGUAUAGUCUGCCGACAUGAUGGCACAGUGCCCGCAAAGCCAGCAGACACCGAGCAGAGUUGCGUUUCCCCCUUGAUCGCGAACGAAGAAACGAUCAACCCGCCAGCAUCAACAGGCUGAUGCGAUAGUGUACAGUCACAUUCCUAUGUUCAUAUUCUCAAUGCCGUGUUUAUACCGCUUUUUGUGCAAUGUUUUCUAAUGUGCAUACUUUCCAUCGCGUGCUUUUGUUUUCCAAACGGCUUUUUGUAUAGUUCAUACUUUCAUUCGCAAUAUUUCACACUUAAGCGCCAGGCCGCGUCUUCAGUGUUUUUCGUCAGCAAUCAUUGGUCUGGUCUCUUCAAAUCAACCUUUUGAAUUUACGGUUCCUGUUCAGAAGACCCAUUUUGGUUUCAGUUCCUGUCUCGCGUUCAUUUGUGCCGUAUGGAUGAUGUUAACUUCAGACAUUGGCUGUGCUCCCUUGUAAAUACAUGACGUUGCUACUA
Molecule: messenger RNA, 2846 nt
Organism: Dicrocoelium dendriticum
Lineage: Eukaryota; Metazoa; Platyhelminthes; Trematoda; Plagiorchiida; Dicrocoeliidae
Source: the annotation of a GenBank genome assembly